GAAAGACAUAUCUGUGAGCAUUGCAAAUACAGGUGAGGAAGAAACAGAAGGAUGAGAUGAUGAUGGUUCAGUGCAGACCAGCAGCGGCCAUAUUUAGUUUAUCUCUCAAACCUUCAUCAUCAUCUUCUUCUUCUUCAUCUUCAUCUUCUGCAAAAAUGGCACUCAAUAAUUUCAACAAAAACAGGACUAGAAAGCUACCAGUGUUGCUGUUCGAUGUAAUGGACACCAUCGUUCGCGACCCUUUUUACCAUGACGUUCCUGCCUUCUUCAGAAUGUCUUUGAAGGAACUAAUAGAAUGCAAGGAUCCAACUGCGUGGAUUGAGUUUGAAAAGGGGUUGAUAAAUGAGACGGAGCUUGCUAGAAAAUUUUUUAAAGAUGGAAGGCCUUUUGAUUUGGAAGGGCUUAAAAAUUGUAUGAGAAGAGGAUACGCCUACAUAGAAGGUGUUGACGGAUUACUUCAUGCUUUGAAACAAAACAACUAUGAAAUGCAUGCUUUCACAAAUUAUCCAAUCUGGUAUGAAAUGAUUGAGGACAAGUUGAAACUCUCAAGCUAUUUAUCUUGGUCCUUCUGUUCAUGUAUUACUGGGAAAAGGAAGCCCGAGCCUGAUUUUUACUUGGAAGUUCUGAGGCAUCUUGAUGUUGAGCCAGCAAGCUGUAUCUUCAUUGAUGACAGAAUAAAUAAGUAUAUGCGGAUAAUUUGGAUGCACAUAACAAUAAAAAUACAACUGGGGGAAGGGACAGACAGAGGACAUUGCUUAAUGAUUACCUACUCAUUUGUACGGUUGGUUACCCAUAUCAGGUUGAGAAACGUCGAGGCAGCAAUGGAUGCUGGCAUCAUUGGUCUACAUUUCAAGGAUGUGAAUUUACUGUGUCAGGAUCUCUCUCUCCAAGGCAUUGAUAUUUCAGCAAACAAACACAAUAGAAAUCAAGAUCCGGCCGAGCAUGAACAAGAACACUUGUCUUGAGUUCUGUGGUUUAUCCUGAUUCAUUACCAGAAACAUAAAUCGACAGACUAUGGGAAGACACUAAUUACUUUCCAUUCUAAGAUGGGUAAAGAGCACUCCAGUCACCAAGAACAGUUUCUUCGGGGUUGUGGAAGGAAAACUUGUGUUGUUUCUUAAAUUCCUAAUACAAACUGAGGGAUAUUCGAAUCCUACCGUUGUUUGCUUUUAUUUAUAUAUUUAUUUUUAACUAGAGACAUGAAAGGCUUUUCUUUCUUCAAGUAGGGAGACAGCAUGGUUAGCAAUCCAAAAUGACAGUGUGUUUGGGAGGUUGGUGUUGCUAAGUUCUCUGUAGAAUUUACUUGUCAAAAAUAAAAACAAAGUGCAAAAAAGCUUUAGAAAUUGCAGGUUAAAUCUAUGUAAUUCUUUGCUCUGUAA
Molecule: messenger RNA, 1379 nt
Organism: Camellia sinensis
Lineage: Eukaryota; Viridiplantae; Streptophyta; Magnoliopsida; Ericales; Theaceae
Source: RefSeq, a predicted model, not a curated record